Paramecium tetraurelia is the source of this 1008-nucleotide messenger RNA. RefSeq lists its product as uncharacterized. NCBI's taxonomy places the organism in Eukaryota, Ciliophora, Oligohymenophorea, Peniculida, Parameciidae. The transcript has 3 exons. The record is from RefSeq and is a predicted model, not a curated record.
AUGUAAUUCAUAUUAUAAUCUCCAACCCAAAAAGUCAUAGAACAAAUAAUUCGAGAUCAUAAUUCAGACUUAUUUAAGUUGAUAAUUGACAAUUCAUUUAUGAAUUAUUGCAGAAAUGCACAUCCAAUUGCUAUAGAGUUUAUAUGUAAAAACGUAGAUUAGUUGUUAAAUAUUUUAUUUGCUGAUUAUAAUUUAAUUCCAAAAGAAUAAUUAUAAUAGUACAGUGAAUAAAUCAAUAAUAUUUGGGAGAUUAUCGAAUUGAAUUUAGAACCUAUUCUAAAAUAAAUAGAAAUUCAUUGGUAAAUCAUUUUUGAAUUACGUUGGAAAUAAUUCGUCCCUGAUAUCUAAUGGGGUCUAGCUUACAAAUUAUUAAAUCUCGUAAAAGAAAGAGACAAUUCAAUUCUCGAAGACUUAUUAAAAUCAUAAGACUUUUUAAUUUCCUUUUUACCAUUUCUAAACAUUCAUAGUGUAUCCUAAAUGUUGAUAGCUUUUUUUGAAAUUGGAUUCCACUAAUCGUAAAUUGAUUUUUUGAGGGAAGGAUUAAAGUUUUUCCAAAAAUAAGAUGUUUUUAGCAUAAUAAAUUAUACAUACAUUGUACAUGAAAUUAUGACAAGAAUUCUAAUAGAUUAAUAAAUGGAAUACAUCUUAAGAGGAGAAUUCCUCAAAACAACAUUUGAAGUUGUAGUUUAGGAAAAUUAUGAUCCAAUAAUAUAAAAAAAUGCAGCUCAUAUAAUUUCAUUAAUCUCAAAUUAUUACACAAUGGAUAUGUAAAAUAUCAAUGUUGAAGAUCCAGAUUGCUAGGAUAUAAUAAGUCAAUUUAAGCAAACCCCUUUUUUUGCCAAUUUUGAUGUCUCGAAAAUUGGCUAAAUAUUCCAGAAAGCAGUUUCAAAGAAUAUUAAAGUCGGAUUAUUUAUCAUAAAACUUGUUGAAGUACGAGAAAGACUAUUAUUAGAUAAUAGAUAAUUUAGUUCGAAUUACGGAUUUGUAAAUAUGGGAUUAAAUAGCUGA